Molecule: messenger RNA, 2620 nt
Organism: Pimephales promelas (fathead minnow)
Lineage: Eukaryota; Metazoa; Chordata; Actinopteri; Cypriniformes; Leuciscidae
Source: RefSeq, a predicted model, not a curated record
AUGUCUGCUCUUCCCGAGCCGAUGUCUGCUCUUCCCGAGCCGAUGUCUGCUCUUCCCGAGCCGAUGUCUGCUCUUCCCGAGCCGAUGUCUGCUCUUCCUGAGCCGCCGGUGUCUCCUCUUCCUGUGCCGGUGUCUGCUGUUCCCGAGCCGGUGUCUGCUGUUACCGAGCAGGUGUCUGCUCUUCCCGAGCCGGUGUCUGCUCUUCCCGAGCCGGUGUCUGCUCUUCCUGAGCCGGUGUCUGUUCUUCCUGAGCCGUUGUCUGCUCUUCCCGAGCCGGUGUCUGCUCUUCCCGAGCCGGGGCCGGAGACUGCUGUGUCUGCUCUUCCCGAGCCGGUGUCUGCUCUUCCCGAGCCGGUGUCUGCUCUUCCUGAGCCGUUGUCUGCUCUUCCUGAGCCGGUGUCUGCUGUUCCCGAGCCGGUGUCUGCUGUUACCGAGCAGGUGUCUGCUCUUCCCGAGCCGGUGUCUGCUCUUCCCGAGCCGGUGUCUGCUCUUCCCGAGCCGGUGUCUGCUCUUCCUGAGCCGUUGUCUGCUCUUCCUGAGCCGGUGUCUGCUGUUCCCGAGCCGGUGUCUGCUGUUACCGAGCAGGUGUCUGCUCUUCCCGAGCCGACUGCUGUUCCUGAGCCGGUGCCUCCUCUUCUUGAGCCGGUGUCUCCUCUUCUUGAGCCGGUGUCUCCUCUUCCUGAGCCGGUGUCUCCUCUUCCUGAGCCGGUGUCUCCUCUUCUUGAGCCGGUGUCUCCUCUUCCUGAGCCGGUGUCUCCUCUUCCUGUGCCGGUGCCUCCUCUACCUGAGCCGGUGUCUGGAGAAGUGAAGGAGGAGAGAGAAGAACUGAGAGAAGUGAAGGAGGAGAGAGAAGAACUGAGUGAAGUGAAGGAGGAACAUCAUGUCCAACCUGGAGGAAAACCCUUGAGUUACUCAAAGACUAAACAGACAUUUUUAAAGAAAAGAGCAGAUAAAUCUUUCACCUGCACUCAGUGUGGGAAGAGUUUAACAACCAAACAACAUCUUGAGAUUCACUUGAGGAUCCACACCGGAGAGAAGCCGUUCUCAUGUGAUCAAUGCGGGAAGUGUUUCAGUCAAUCAUCAUCCCUUAAUGUUCACAUGAGGAUCCACACCGGAGAGAAGCCGUUCUCAUGUGAUCAGUGUGGGAAGAGUUUCACACAAUCAGUACACCUUAAAGAACACAUGAAGAUCCACAUUGGACAAAAGUCAUUCAGUUGUCAUCAAUGUGGCAAAACAUUUCUUACUGCAUCAGACCUGAAGACACACCUGAGAGUUCAUACGAUGGAGAAGCCGUAUUCAUGUUCUGUGUGUGGAAAGAGUUUUUCACUGCUGCGAUAUUUACAUGGGCAUCAGAAAAUACACACUGGUGUGAAAGAGUACAUGUGCAUUGAGUGUGAGAAGACUUUUAUUUCAGCGAACUGUUUAAAACUGCAUCAGAGAAUUCACACUGGAGAACAACCUUACAAGUGUUCACACUGCGACAAGAGAUUCAGUAAUUCAGCAAAUCAGAAAACACAUGAGAGGAUUCACACUGGGGAAAAACCUUACAAGUGUUCACACUGUGACAAGAGAUUCAGUCAGUCACAACAUCUGAAAACACAUGAGAGGAUCCACACUGGAGAGAAGCCGCACACAUGUGAUCAGUGCGGAAAGAGUUUCUCCAUUAAAAGUCGCCUGAAGCUACACAUGAGGAUCCACACAGUGGAGAAACCCUGUUUGCAGUAUUUAGUUUGAUCAAACCCUUCAUCUGUGUUCUUGUAAUUCCUCAUCUCUCGCUGCUGUGAUCAUGAUGUACUCAUUGCUGCACUGUAAACAGAAUACUGUGAAAUUUACAGUAACUUGCUGGCAGCAUUUAACACGUCAGUUGCUGUAGGUCAUUUUACAGUAUGUUUACUGUAAAUUUAAUCUCAGUAACUAAAUACUGUAAACAUUUUUAUAUUUUGAAUUACUGUAAUAUGCAUUACUGCAUUCAUAAAAUGAAGACACUGUUCUUGACAUUUGACAACUUUUCACAUUAAUUUUUCAAAAUGUAUAGAAUAAAAAAAAACAUGGCAUACAUGAAAGAUAAGAACUGCCCACAAUUGUUUUUUGUUGUUUUGAUACCAAAAUGCUGCAGACACAUUUAUUGGCUGUAGUGGUUAACCUGCAAUUUACACUUUAUUUGUUUAAAAACAGCAGGAUAUUAAACUGUAGAAUUUGGUUCCCGAGCGUUGUUUUUCUCCCAGAACUCUUAAACUGGAGCUGAACUGGUUAACUUCCUAGGCUGGAGUCUUCUAGCAGUGGAAGAAUUUAAAUGGUAAUGUAAAAGUUUAUAAGCAAGAUAGAUGGGUUGAUGACAAUAUAUAUAUAUAUACAAGUUUGAUUGGCUAAAUCAAAUGAUCCAAUCAACAUGCAAUCAUACAAUUUCCACUUCUCUAUAUUCACACUUAAAACAUGGGUUUCCACACUUUUUUUUUAAAGGGAGCCAAAUUUGAUUUUUGGACACGGCGGGGGGCCAGAUAAUGUUGUUGUCAUUCCCAAAAGGGCAAAAGAUGCAGAUUAAUACAGGUGCAUCAGAAUCAUUAGGCAAGGCAAGGCAAGUUUAUUUAUAUAGCACAUUUCAUACACAAUGGCAAUUCAA